Messenger RNA from Eruca vesicaria subsp. sativa (arugula), 1050 nucleotides. The record is from the annotation of a GenBank genome assembly. NCBI's taxonomy places the organism in Eukaryota, Viridiplantae, Streptophyta, Magnoliopsida, Brassicales, Brassicaceae.
AUGGAAAGUAAUCGUGAAUUGUACGCUGUGUUAAAGGAUAUAAAAAGUGAGAUCAAUCCUGUACUCACUCCCAGAACUGCUGUUCCAGAAGGGUCAUUAAUUGGAAUUCCUGGUUCAAAUCAAGGCAACGACCUUACACUUAAAGGCUGGCCAUUUAUAGGAUUUGAUCAGCUUCGUUCUGGUCUUCUUCAACAGAAAAAACUAUUCAUGCAGUCUCCACAGUCUUUUCACCAGCUCAACAUGUUGACUCUGCAACAGCUCAUGAUGGCUCAACAGAAUCUAAACUCACAAUCUGUCAAUGAAGAGAACAGAAGACUGAAAAUGCUAUCGAACAACAGGAGCAUGAGCCUGAGAAAAGAUGGCCUUGGGAGUUCUGUUGGGGAUUUAAAGAUGGCUCUGUUGCAUCAGCAACAACAUCAGGGUGGUGGAAAUAUACUACAGCCGCAGACACUUAAUCAGCAGGCCCUAUCAAAUCAGCAAUCACAGAGCUCAAAUCACAACAUUCAUCAACAAGAAAAAUUGGGAGGGGUUGGUAGUAUUACAAUGGAUGGUAGCAUGUCAAAUUAUGUAUUAAAGAAUCAGAGUGGGAGUAAAAGAAAGCAACCGGUUUCGUCUUCUGGACCAGCUAAUAGUACAGGAACUGCUAACACCACAGGACCAUCACCAAGCUCAGCACCUUCUACACCUUCGAUUCAAACUCAUGGAGAUACUGUAUCUAUGCCUAAUCUGCCUCAUAGUGGUGGUUCCUCCAAACCAAUGAUUAUGUAUGGCUCUGAAGGAACUGGGACUCUUACAUCUCCAUCAAAUCACUUGGCUGAUAUGGACCGGUUUGUGGAAGAUGGGUCACUUGACGACAACGUUGAGUCUUUUUUAUCCCAUGAAGAUGGUGAUCAAAGGGAUGCCGUUGGAUGGUGUAUGGAUGUUAGUAAAGGCCUUCAAGAAUUCAUAGCCGGCUAUAACACAGACCACCAAACUUCGUCUGGUUUUCAAAACACAUAUGAGUUCUUCGCUUUGAUGUACUACUUGAUACAUCCGAUAUAUGAGCUUUAA